Molecule: messenger RNA, 3804 nt
Organism: Phascolarctos cinereus (koala)
Lineage: Eukaryota; Metazoa; Chordata; Mammalia; Diprotodontia; Phascolarctidae
Gene: UBASH3A
Product: ubiquitin associated and SH3 domain containing A
Biological process (GO): negative regulation of T cell receptor signaling pathway
Cellular component (GO): cytoplasm
Molecular function (GO): protein binding
Source: RefSeq, a predicted model, not a curated record
UUUGUCAGAGAGAUCACAAGUAGAUGUAGGGUUUGGUCUUAACCUCAGUCUCUCUUCUCUUAUAAAACUAAAUAUACUGAUUUUAGUCUGCCAGGCAUAUCUAUUUACCUUGAGUUAGUAAAGCAUGGCUGCUAGAGAAACUCAGCUCUACACAAAGAUCUCUAAGAAGCUUAAGGACCAAAUUACCUUCCCUUUUUUGGAAGCACUUCUGGCUAUGGGGUUCCCAGCACACACAGCACAAAAAGCACUGGCAGCUACAGGAAGAAGGACAGUAGAAGAGGCAUCAGAAUGGUUGCAUUUUCAUUACAAUGACCCUUCUUUAGAUGAUCCAAUCCCUCAAGAAUAUGCCCUCUACCUAUGUCCCACUGGACCUCUACUAGAAAAACUGCAGGAGUUUUGGAGAGAAAGCAAACGCCAGUGUGGCAAGAACAGAGCACAUGAAAUUUUCCCGCAUGUGACACUCUGUGACUUCUUUACGUGUGAAGACCAGAAAGUGGAACAUUUAUAUGAAGCCCUGAAGAGAGCUGGUGACAAGAUUUUGAGUUCCUUUCCUUCUACUAUCCCUUUGAGCCUCCAUUCUUCUAUCAGUUACCUUGGAUUCUUCAUUAGUGAUAAUUCUGCAGAUGUUAUUCGAGAAUUUGCCAUGAGUUUUGCAACGGAAGCAUCUAUAUUGGCAGAUUGCAUUAUAAAGCCAUGUACCAAACAACUCCAUCUUACCCUUGCUCAUAAAUUUUAUCCUCAUCAUCAAAAGACUCUGGAACAGCUAGCAAAAUCCAUCGACCAAAUACAAAGUUGUCAAUGGACUGCGGCUCUGUAUUCUAGGGAUAUGCGCUUUGUGCAUUACCAGACACUGAGAGCACUCUUCCAGUAUAAACCUCAGAACAUGGAUGAGCUGAUGCUCACUGCAGGCGACUACAUCUUUGUUGAUCGAACCCAGCAAGCUGAAGCCAGUGAAGGCUGGGUGAUUGGGAUCUCCCACCGAACAGGCUGCAGGGGCUUCGUGCCUGAGAACUACACAGAGAGAGCCAAUGAAUCUGAUACUUGGGUUAAACACAGAACUUAUACAUUUAGUCUAGCCAUUGGUCUAGACCCCAAGGACAGUGAACACAGUACUACAAUGAACUCUAAAUUCCAUCAUUCAUUAAUGACAACAAAAGCAAGCAAAAUACAGGCUUUGAAGGUACUGACACAUAGAAGAAGCCUUUUGGUGGUGCGUCAUGGGGAAAGGGUAGAUCAGAUCUUUGGGAAGUCUUGGUUGCAGCAAUGUUCAACUAUAGAUGGAAAAUACUAUAGACCAGAUAUGAACUUUCCUUCUAAUCUGCCAGAAAGGAAGAAUGGACUCAAAAAUUUUGAAAAUGAUCCACCCUUAUCUUCCUGUGGCAUUUUCCAGUCCAGACUUACAGGAGAAGCUCUACUAAACAGUGGCAUCAAAAUUAGCUAUAUGUACUGUUCACCAGCACUUCGAUGUAUACAGACAGCAAAACACAUCCUAGAAGAACUCAAACAGGACAAAUCACUGAAAAUAAGAGUGGAACCUGGACUCUUUGAAUGGACUAAAUGGGAAAUAGGUGAAACACUCCCUGCCCUCAUGACACUGGAUGAACUGACCAAAGCAAAUUUUAAUGUUGAUGUUGAUUACAGAUCUGAAUUCCCACUUUCCUCCCUGAUGCCAUCAGAAAGUUAUGAUGACUAUGUAAAAAGGUGUUCUAUGACUGUGAAGCAGAUUGUUGCUGCCUGCCCAGGUGGUGUAAUCUCAAUUGUAAGCCAUGGUUCAGCUCUGGACUCCUGCACUCGACCGCUACUUGACCUCCCACCCAGAGACAUCAGUGAUUUUGCACAACUAGUCAGAAAGAUCCCUUCACUUGGCAUGUGUUUCUGUGAAGAAGUGGAAGAGAACAAAUGGCAGCUGAAUAACCCACCUGUUAAAACACUAACUCAUGGGUCAAAUUCAGCAUUUAACUGGAGAAAUUGGAUACAGGAUUCUUAAGAGUUCCCUAUAUUAUUCAAAAGACGAAAAAUAUUUCCUCAUGACAGCACUUAUAGGACUGUAAAAUAUUAUUUUAUAUAUAUAUAUAUAUAAUGAAGGGUUUUUUGUUUCUCUUGGCAUGAGUUGUAAAAGUAAAAUCUACACUUUUGGAUUGUGGUAUAUCUGUUAGUCAUUUUUUAUUCUAGGGAACUCCAAUCUAAGAAUAAAUCAAUCUAUCAGAGGUCUCAUAUUGCAUUCAGGACCUAAGCAUGAUUUAUAUUGGCAUGUAUCUUUAAUGUGUCCUAAGUAUUGAAAAUGUGAAAAUAAAAUUUGCUACAUUUCAUCAAAAUGGUGAAGUAUGGCAAUAAUUUCCAGUUACCCAAGUAGAGAUACAAACAUUUUAUUUUAUAUGCAAUGAGUAUUCUUUGGCCUCACUCUUUUAGGCUGAGACCAAAUACAUCUACCCUUCUAGGAAAAUACUCCUGAGGUGCUGGGGAUAGCUCUUCCCUAAUGCUAAAAACUUGAACACCCAUUCUGGGUAUGUUGUUCCACCCUCAGUAGGUGUCAGUGGCCUCAGUUCCAAAUUCAUCCAAUUCUAAUAUUGAUUAGGUUUUAUAAAAAGAUAUUUACUUUAAAGAUAUAUCAGAAACAGAAGUACAAACAUUUUCCCCAUAACACCUACAAGGUACAUGCUCCCCUCAGUCUCUAGGACAGCGGGCUCAGAUUUAGCAGAAUUUCUCCAUAGGAUUGGUCCCACAAGUUGUCCAAAUUCAGAUCAAUAGCAGAUUAAUCCUGGUCUCAGCUACAAUUUAGCUGGGUCCUGAGUAUCACUCCUUGCUCACAGGGGCACUGAUGCUAGGCUGGCUACAAAAUCCAACAUGGACUCAACUUGAAGUCACUAGGAAUUUGGGAGCUUACCACUCUGACAUUUUGAAAUUCAAAGAUUGUAACCUCCUGGUUAAUCUCUUUAAGAUAAAACAAAUGCUAAUGCCAAGAACUGAGAUGUCUUUUCAUAGAGACACAGGCCUCAGAGAAGAAGAGCUCCUGAAGCCUCUUUCCCUACAACAAUUGCCUUUCAUGUGAUGUUGCCUAGCAGGAAGAAAUCAGCUGGAGAGAGGUCAAAGUGAAAGAAAGGGCUGAGGCUAAGUCUUUUUCAUCUUCCUCCUCCCUCUAGUUCUGGUUUCUUGGAUUCAGCCAAUUUAAAGGGUUCUACUCAAUAUAUGAUUAGGAGACCAGAACCAAUUAUAAAACAUUUAUGCAUGUUCCAAAGCUUCCAUGAGCCACUUUCAUUAAACAUCAGGAUGACGCUCCCAGAUGCAGGUUCCACAGCCUCUUCCAUAUUUAGAAAAUACAUCAGUUGUACUUUACAUGUGUAUAGGUACUAAAGUCAUGGGUCAGUCCUCCAUUAAAUAUAUUUUUUUCAUCUUUUUUCACAUAUCCAUUCUUUAAAACUCUUCUGAGAAUGAAAUAUGAUAUGAUUUGUUUCCUUGCAAGAAAAAAAAGAGAGCAAGAUUUAAUAAAAUGACAUCAAAAAAGCACCAAAUGUAACAAAAUUGUAAAAUGUGCAUAGUAGCUACCCUUAUCUACUGCCAAUAUUUUUAAAAAGUAAUAGGCUAAAUUUAUUAAGAGUGCUACUUAAUAUAAUGUAAAAAUGGUUUAAUUUCUAUAAGUCAUAUGCAGCAACCAAGAUAAAAAAAUUUACGGACCCAGAGAUACCCAAGAUGCAAAUGCAGAAGAAGAGAAUUACUCCAGAACUACAAGCAGAGACUCAGGGAGAAAAAUUGUUAAGGCACAAGCAUUACAAGAGUUCUAAGAAGAAAUGAAGAAAGAAGAUUUUA